Molecule: messenger RNA, 2761 nt
Organism: Xiphias gladius (swordfish)
Lineage: Eukaryota; Metazoa; Chordata; Actinopteri; Istiophoriformes; Xiphiidae
Gene: akt3b
Product: v-akt murine thymoma viral oncogene homolog 3b
Exons: 14
Coding region: 836-2275 (479 amino acids)
Biological process (GO): protein phosphorylation
Molecular function (GO): protein serine/threonine kinase activity; ATP binding
Source: RefSeq, a predicted model, not a curated record
CCAGUCGGAUCCGGCUGAACGUGACGCGCCGACUCGGAGCCGAGCGAGGUUUCCUGGCGGAGCUGCGGAGGGAGCAGGAGCCGAGCGGGUCCGUCUGUCUGUCCGUGUGUCUGUCUGUCUGCCGCCGCCGCCGCCGCCGCCGCCGCCGCAGUCUCUUUUCCGUUUGAGACACAAAAAGCCCUCCUCUUUUCGGCUUCCACGGUCACCAGCGGCUAUGGAUCCAUCGCUGUCCUCCUCCUGUUUUCGCCGCUGAGGGACGUUACUCCGUCGGAUGCUCCAGUGCCCAUAGAGGAGGAGGGGGAGGAGGAGGGGGGCAUCCCUGUCAUUCUUCGACUGCCAGGCUGACUCACCACUGGAGCGCCUGAACACAGAAGAAGAAGAAGAAGAAGAAGACGAAGUUUGAGAGAACGAGGGAGUGAGGAACACCGUGAAACAGAGCGAGAAGGAAGGAAGGAGGGAGGGAGAGAAAGACGGGAGUAAAAACCACAAGAGGCGCGGAAGACUAGGAGGGGAGAAAGACAGAAGACAGCAAGCGAAAGUCAGGUUGGGUCGGCGGGGCGAGAGGAGGAAAAAGAAAUUGACUGUGGCAGCGAGAGAGAAAGACAGAGAGACACUGUAGACUCCUACAACCCAGCAGGGAGCAGACGGACAGAUCUGAGGUCAGCCGAGAGCGGGCACAGGUAGGUCGGAGGUUGGAGGUCGGAGGUCAGGCGGUCAGACGGACAGCUGACUCAGCUCCACCCGAACCCACUGUCCAGCUGCCCCUCCAACCGCUGUCCCUUCACGGUCACCACACUGGGAGAACUGGGAGAACUGGUGACGAGGAGAAGCCACCAUGAGCGACCAGAACGUCGUCAAGGAAGGCUGGGUCCAGAAAAGAGGUGAGUACAUCAAGAACUGGCGACCGCGCUACUUUCUGCUGAAGACAGACGGCUCUUUCAUCGGCUACAAGGACAAACCACAGGACUCUGACCUGGCCUACCCGCUCAACAACUUCUCUGUAGCAAAAUGUCAGCUGAUGAAGACGGAGCGACCCAAGCCAAACACCUUCAUCAUCCGCUGCCUGCAGUGGACCACCGUCAUCGAGAGGACUUUUCACGUCGACACGCCUGAUGAGAGGGACGAGUGGGCCGAGGCCAUCCAGAUGGUGGCUGAGUCUCUGGCCAAACAGGAGGAGGAGGGCAUCCUGUGCAGCCCCACCUCCCAGAUCGAGAACGUCAACGAGGAGGAGAUGGACACCUCCAUCAGCCACUACAAACGAAAGACAAUGAAUGACUUUGACUAUCUGAAGCUUCUGGGCAAAGGCACUUUCGGGAAGGUCAUUCUGGUGAGGGAGAAGGCGAGCGGCACCUACUACGCCAUGAAGAUCCUGAAGAAGGAAGUCAUUAUAGCCAAGGAUGAAGUUGCUCACACGCUUACAGAAAGUAGGGUAUUAAAAAACACUCGACAUCCAUUCCUAACUUCUCUGAAGUACUCAUUCCAGACUAAGGAUCGGCUGUGCUUUGUAAUGGAGUACGUCAACGGAGGAGAGCUGUUUUUCCACUUGUCGAGAGAGAGAGUUUUUUCGGAGGACCGCACCCGUUUCUACGGUGCCGAGAUCGUCUCUGCUCUAGACUACCUACAUUCUGCCAAGAUCGUCUACCGUGAUCUGAAGCUGGAGAACCUCAUGUUGGACAAAGACGGCCACAUCAAGAUCACUGACUUCGGGCUCUGCAAAGAAGGCAUCACCGACACUGCCACCAUGAAGACCUUCUGCGGAACACCAGAAUACCUGGCUCCCGAGGUGUUGGAGGACAACGACUACGGGCGGGCGGUGGACUGGUGGGGUUUGGGCGUGGUGACGUACGAAAUGAUGUGCGGCCGCCUGCCGUUCUACAACCAGGACCACGAGAAGCUGUUUGAGCUCAUCCUCAUGGAGGAGAUCAAGUUCCCACGAACCCUGUCGGCCGACGCCAAGUCGCUGCUGUCGGGACUCCUCAUCAAGGACCCCAACAAACGACUGGGUGGCGGACCGGAUGACGCUAAGGAGAUCAUGCGACACAGUUUCUUUGGCACAAUCGACUGGCAGGACGUCUACGACAAGAAGCUGGUCCCACCUUUCCAGCCCCAGGUCACCUCAGAGACGGACACGCGCUACUUCGACGAGGAGUUCACAGCACAGACCAUCACCAUCACUCCGCCGGAAAAAUACGAUGAGGACGGGAUGGACGCGGCGGACAACGAGCGAAGGCCUCAUUUCCCACAGUUCUCCUAUUCAGCCAGCGGGCGGGAGUGACCGCUCCGGCCCAGCCAGCCAGUAUCGUCCCCAUUCGUGGCCAUUUUGAGGAAAACACGUAGCCAUUCUAGGAAAAAGAAUACCAGUCUCCCCUCUUUUUCUCCUUCUCUGCCUCCUCGCAGACGGGGGAAAAGUCUUUUUAGGGACUUUAAAAGAGGUUUUUGCACAGUGGGAUAGACUCCAGCCGGUCUCCCCACACUAAAAAAUAAGUCUCCUACAUUUUCAGCGCUAUUUACUGCAGAAGGCAAUGUUUUUGUUAUUUAUAUUUUUUUCUCUCCGUCAGUAUUAAGUUGUCGACCCAGGUUGCGUUCACUUGUUUUUGUUUGUUUGUUGUUUCUGCCCUUUUUUCUUCUUCUUCUUCUUUUUUCGACUUUUUGCACUUGGUUUGGAAGAGCCGUUUUAGGGAACAAAAAACCAAAAAUGUUGCCUUACGUGUGCAGACGUUUCGUAUCAUACCGACAGGGUGUUUUGUUUUUUUGUUUUUUU